This is a messenger RNA of Coccomyxa subellipsoidea C-169, 878 nucleotides long. RefSeq lists its product as hypothetical. The transcript has 5 exons. The coding region runs from base 95 to 484 and encodes 129 amino acids. NCBI's taxonomy places the organism in Eukaryota, Viridiplantae, Chlorophyta, Trebouxiophyceae, Coccomyxaceae. The record is from RefSeq and is a predicted model, not a curated record.
GCCAAACUGUCGGCCAAGCAUUCUGCAGUCUCUGUACAAUUGGUGUAGAGGAGCUUUUUGUUUCAGGAGAUUCACAUCUGUACAAGUUGGCACUAUGAACUCCAUGAAGAUCAUCGUUGCUGCUGCAUUGGCCUGCGUGCUCCUCGCAGCUGUCUCACCUGCAGAUGCGCAGUGCGCGAGCAACGGCAUCAGGCUGAACUCGGCCUGUGGCCAAUUCACCAGCGCCAUCAAGGCAAACGCUGCUACGAUCCUGAGCACCUCGUGCACAGAGCUCCAGACCAGGUUGCAGGACCCUCAGUACGGCACACCCACUGAGGAGUGCUGCAACUACGCUCGCUCCUUCUUUGGCGGCAACUGUGCGUGCGAUGCCAGCACCCAGAACCAGGCCAGGCUCUUCUACGGCUACUCCACCGACCAGCUCAAUGCCGCUGCCACUGCUGCCGCCAUCCGCUGCGGAGCUGGCGGCUGCGGAAGCAAGUGCUGAUCUCCUCGUUGAGCGUCCAAAGCUUCAAUAUCUUUGAACCCAGAAGCACAUGCUAUGUGCUGGAAUAGUACUCCCUCGGAUAGCUGCUGUGUGUAAAGAGGGACCAAGAACAAAGUUGAGCACCCACGUAUUCAAUUCAGAGCUUGCAGCCAAACUGCUGUAAUGGCAGUAAUGGCUUUGCUAUUGCAACGACCUUGACUGCCAUCAUGAAGGAAGUAUGCCUGUCGCAUUUGGGGCUUUGUUUGCGACAGUGCUUGCUGAUCAGCGCUGCGUUUGAUCCAAAAGAUUCCUCCUCAUUGAUCAUGCAGUUAAUAAAAAUAUGUGUAGCUAACUGGCCUGAAGCCACCGGAGGAUGUAAAGCGAUUGGGCUUUUGUCACUCAAUGCCUGGCUGAU